CCUGUUCCUGCGAUCUCGAAUUCUUUUAGCCCUCCGAUCGAAUGCAUUGUAUGUUGUGGUUCUGAUUUUCCGUUCGUUUUUCUGUUUUGUUAUAUUGAGGCUCGAUUCUGUUGUAGUUGCUAGUGAUUUAAAUGAAUGAGAUGCUGUGGUUUGUGAUUUUAUUGUGAAGUUUAUAGAGGUAAUGUGGCCUUAAAUUUGCACAUCGCGGAGACCGCAGGCUUUGCGUGAGUUACCGUCCCUUCCGAAGUUUUUAAGCCGCUCAAGUCCUCUAUGUCCGUCUGAUAUGUCCUGUGGCUUCGCACUCAGCAUUAUGAACCUCUUAUUUGAUAGAGCACAUGAUCUAGAGAUUGACAUGUGGUUUUGAAAAGGUACAUGGCCUUUGGAUGAAGACAAGGGAUUUGAGAAGCAUACAAGUGGCGAAGCUCACCUUUUUCUAUCAUGGUACCUUUUUGGGAUAAAAUUAUGUGGCUCAACCAAAUUGGACAAUACCUCGGGCAAAUAGAGGCCGCAUUAAUUGGUAGAUUUUAAUUGCAACUCGGAGAAGAUUUUCUAUGAAAUUUUGGUGAUUAUUGAAGGUUUUAACUUCGGUUUGCUUUCUUCUGCAAUUAUAAGGAUAAGGGAAGUUGUUGUGGACUGAAGCAAGAAUAUCACUCUAACACUUGAUUAUUACAUGGAACUAUGGAAGAGUAAUUCGGAUGGAGUUGUUGCUUUUUUCAUAUGGUUGUGACUUGUGGAACUGGAACACAAAGGAUUUUCUAUAACUAAUAUGUGUUGUGAUGGCAUGAGAUGAAAUGAACUGAGUUUCAGUCAUAUGUGUUCAGGGAUUUGAACGUCGCAAUGUGAUGGGUGUUGGAAUUAAAUCUUCCCUUUGAUGGGGUUGUAUGGAUUUGUUAUACAAAUUACUUAUAGUAAUGACUACUGUAACCCGAAAAGAGAAAAUUGAGAAAAUGAAAAUAGAAAAGUAAUGAUUGUAAGUGACAGGAUUAGACAGAUUUGGAAGCUUCGUCGGUUCCUAAAGUUAUUUUCUGAAAGUUUCAUAGUAAUUAGCUGGAGUUAUCAUUAGCGGAAUCUUCUCGAUAAUCCAAAGUCAACAUUGGCUUAUUUUUCUUUGCUAGAAUUCUCGUACCGCAUUUGGCAGAACAGGUCUAUUAUUGGGAAGGAGGGACGCAGUUGGUGACUUGCUGAGGCAUCUAAAGUAUUGUAGCUGUGUCCUUUAAUUUGAUUUGUAUAUAGCGAUUGACAUCUUCGAUCUAUCUUCAUGUGUUUAUGCACUUGCUGAAUUGCAGUAAAUUGACGAAAUUAGGUACCACUAAAUUGUGAGACUAUGUCGGAGUUUGGUUAGAAUGGAGGCAUUAGCAAGGACUUCUAUAUGAGACACUGAAGCUACUAGCUCUGCUUCCUAUCAAUGCAUCAAGACUUGCUAAACGACUUCGGAAAGACCAUAGUGAUAUAGUCAUGGAGAAGUCCCAGUUGUACAUAAAAAAGAAGAUCCUUUAUAAUCAUUUAUCUACAAGAAGGUUUGAAGCAAAAACAGUUGGUAAAUCGAGAUUGACUCUUCAAAUUGUCUCUGCCUUAAUUUAUAGCAGUAUAGUAUUCCUCUCAAGAUGAAUUUCAAAAUUGUGAUCAUGGUUACAAAAGGUUGAAGGGUGACUACUCAUGUUUGGUCUUUUGACACUAUUUAAGCUAACUUUACUUCCUUUCUAAUGAACUUCUCUAGACAUUGGAAUCCUCCUAAGUUUUCAAUUUAUGACAUGCAAAAUCAAGUAACUUGUGUUGCCUCAUAUUGUUAAGGUUUCUUAGGGUAUAUAUAGCAUUCAUAUCUUGACAUGUCCAACUCUUAAUCUAUUUGCAAAUAGACUUUGAAGUCUGAAAAUCUGUUGAGUGGGCACCCAAACAUUCCCUUAUUCUGUUGAUUGUUUGAACAAACUUACUAGCUACGUUUUGCUUCCAGUUCAAGUCAAUGAUCCAGUUGUGCUUAGAUUCCAGAUUCUGCAAAAUAUUAAAGAGAAGUUGGAUGGAAGCUUAGUAGUGUAAACCCUCAUGAAAACUUAAAAAUCUGAAGGGUCGAAACCUAAGAGCUUCACUAAAAUGAUGACAGCACAACAUGGACAGAUGAGAAGCACAGUUUAUAUCUUGAAUAUUUGGAAGUUUCAUUUGUUAAACAUCUCCACCAGUCAAUGGGUUUGCUCGCUCCAUACUCAGAGCAGAACAAGAGGGACAAAGAUAUAUCUCAAAUGAGGACGAUCGACGCUCAUAACACUUUUGAGCAGUUACCUGUUUUACAGUGUGGAUGCCAAGCAAAGGUUAACUGCAAAGGCAGUGAUCCUGUUUCCCAUGCUUCAGCCAAUUCCCAUGCUCCUCUUAAGCGUCCAGGGGCAUACCGUAUCAAACGCAUGGGAAUGCACUGUUCUUCAGUCUCAGCUGACCUGCCAGAACUAUUGACGGUUUGCGGUACAGAGAUUUGCAGGAAAGGUAUUAUAUCCCAUGGAUCAGAAACAUGUUCACAUCACUUUUCUGCUGGUAGCUGGUUCCAUGUUGACUCUUAUGGCUUAAUGAGAGAAGGUACAGAUCAGAAUUUUGUGGAUGAAGAUGAUAAAUAUAAAUCAAAUCCCAUGUCUCGAGCGAAAAGAUUGAAGACAGCCUUAACAGAUAGUUCUAGUCACGAUCAAGUAACUUCUCAAGUUUAUCAUCUCUUUUAUGUGCAAAAAGCUACUCGAUCUCAUAUUGAUUCCAGCAUCAUCCUUCCAGAUUGUGCCUUCCGGAAACCGUCCUACAACAGAUCAAUGAACAAUUCAUAGCUCCACUCUUGAGGUGAACUAGCACGUCAAAAUUCUUUGAGACAGGUAAGUUAUCAUGGGACCAGAAUUGACGGAACAUUUGCAAUCCAGGUCAAGGUGAUCUCGGAGGAUGCUAUUCCAACUACGAAGUUUUGCAUAGUAUGAAACAUUAGGCACUAAGGUUUUAGUUGAAGUACAAAGGGAGCUUUUGCACUUACAGGAAUUUCAUUUGUUUGAUUUAGUAUAUAUAAAUGUAGAAGAAACAUAUAUAUAUAUAUAUGUAUAUAUAUAUAGCCCCCCUAUGUAGAGCAGAGGAGUCUGCCAUCUCCCCUUCCUUUGACUGAGACAUUAUGAAUGUUAUGAAAAUAAUUCAUAUAUAUUAGUGGUCAAGGCCUACCAUGAUUUUGGUAGGUGCCUGAGUUUGAA
Molecule: messenger RNA, 3203 nt
Organism: Sesamum indicum (sesame)
Lineage: Eukaryota; Viridiplantae; Streptophyta; Magnoliopsida; Lamiales; Pedaliaceae
Product: cold-regulated protein 27
Biological process (GO): regulation of circadian rhythm; response to cold
Source: RefSeq, a predicted model, not a curated record